AUGCAAGCUCUCCGUGAUAAGCUCAAAGAUACCAAGCUCCACGAUGCCAAAAUUGAAGCCAUUCAUUUCAAGCACAAGAUUGGCAAACUCAAAAACCUCGUCAACAAGAACCAUCGCCAUGACGAGGCCCAUGAACAAGAGACGGACCGCAAGCGGACCGCCAUUUGCCAGUCUCACCGUUUUGAGUCCUACUUUCCCGAGCGCGACAACAACCGCAUCAAGUGGUAUGUCGACGGCCGUGACUACUUCUGGGCCGUCUCGGUUGGCCUUGAGAAUGCCAAGGAGACCAUUUACAUUGCCGACUGGUGGUUGUCGCCCGAACUCUUCUUGCGCCGCCCUCCCUUUUUCAACCAGGAAUGGCGUCUGGACCAAACCAUCAAGCGCGCCGCCGAGCGGGGCGUCCAAGUCUACGUGAUUGUCUACAAGGAGGUGCAGCAAGCCUUGACCUGCAAUUCCGCCCAUACGAAGCAUGCCUUGCGAGCGCUGUGCCCCGAGGGCAGUCCUGGCCACGGGAACAUCCACGUCCUGCGCCAUCCCGAUCACAACGUCUUUGAGAAUCUUGGCGAUAUGACCUUUUACUGGGCUCACCACGAGAAAUUUAUUGUUAUUGACUAUCACCUCGCAUUCAUCGGAGGCUUAGAUCUUUGCUAUGGGAGGUGGGAUGUCCGCCAGCAUCUCCUAGCUGACGUUCACCCUUCUGGAGUCGUCAAUGAAAUCUUCCCAGGACAAGACUUCAAUAAUAACCGAAUCAUGGACUUCCACACGGUGGAGGACUGGUCGAACAACGAACUCAAUAAGACCGACUACGGCAGAAUGCCAUGGCAUGACGUAGCAAUGGCUGUAAUUGGCGAGUCUGUACUAGACAUCGCCGAACAUUUUGUGCUAAGAUGGAACUUUGUCAAACGAGACAAAUACAAGCGAGAUGAGGGUGUCGACUAUCUGUGUAUGACCACUCGAGCUAGGGCCGAUGGCUCUAAUCCGGACGAAGACCUCAUUGCGAUCCAGAGACCAAAGCAUCCCGUGGGCAAGUACAUUGAACAUCCUUUCAGUCCGCUCGAGGGCAAGGGCCUUCAGAAUACUGGCAGUGUCCACGCCCAGGUCGUUCGCAGCAGCGACGACUGGAGCAGUGGCAUCCUGCUUGAUCACAGCAUUCAAACCGCGUAUGCAGAAGUGAUUGAAAGUGCCCAACACUACGUCUACAUUGAGAACCAAUUCUUCAUCACGGCCACCGGCGAGCAUCAAUCGCCCAUCCACAACAGAGUCGGCCGUGCCAUCGUCAAUGCCUGCGUCCGCGCUGCGACGGAAAACCGCAAAUUCAGGGUCAUCAUUCUCAUCCCCGCCAUUCCAGGCUUUGCAGGUGAUCUUCGUAGCGAUGCUGCCGUCGGUACAAGAGCGAUCAUGAACUAUCAGUACAAGAGCAUCAAUCGAGGGGAGCACUCGAUCUUUGGACAGAUCAAAGCCGCCGGCGUGGACCCAUCCAAGUACAUCUUCGUCUUCAACCUGCGCGCAUAUGACCGCAUCGACAAAACCCCGUCGCUCAUUCAACAAGAGAAGGAAUCUGGAGUGUCCUAUCAACAACUCCAACGUGCCGAAGCCGAAGAGAUUAUGGGCAGCGGCAUUCAUGGGUAUGAAGGCGAAAAGACGGAGAAGGAAUCCCGUGGUGCCGGGGCUCAGGUCAGCGAAGACGAACAACACGCCAUCAUCGACCGGAAGCGCCGAUUUGAGGCGGCGCGCCAGAAACUAGAUGUCAAAGACCCCGUCACUUCGGCCGAAUCAAUUGCCGAAGACGCCAUGGCUCGCGGCGGGCUCGUCAGUGAAGAACCAUGGGAAGGCGAACCCGAGACCGAGAAGGACAACUUUGUGCAAGAGGAACUCUACAUCCACGCAAAAUUGCUGAUUGCGGACGACAAGACAGUGAUUUGCGGAUCGAGCAACAUCAAUGAUCGCUCCCUUUUGGGGUCGCACGACUCGGAACUCUCCAUCGUCAUGACCGACACCAAAGUCCUUGAAUCGACCAUGGACGGCAAGCCUUACCAAGCAGGCUACCACGCCGCCUCACUACGCCGCCAUCUCUGGCGCGAACACAUGGGACUGAUCGAAGCGCAAUCCGUUGACGCCUCCAAGGACCCGAAUGCCCAGCCACCCACCGUAUGCAUGAACGAAGAAUACUCUGGGGAGGAGUGGGAGUUUGUCGCCGACCCCUUGUCCGAUGCUCUCUGGGAGAAAUGGACAACCCAAGCCACCGUCAACACUGACAUCUAUCGAUACCUAUUCCGCGCAGAUCCGGACAACCAUAUCAAAACAUGGAAGGAUUACGACGACUUUGCACCGCGCAAGACGAUCAAACAGGGCCAUUUGCACGAUCCCCAUAUGCCGGUGGAGCUUGUAAGGAAAGAACUGGACAAGGUUAGAGGACAUCUCGUUUGGAUGCCCCUGGAUUUCUUGUGCGAGGAGGAGAUGGCCGAGAGGGGCCUGCAAGUUAAUGCUUACACCGAGAGUGUAUACACUUGA
This is a messenger RNA of Cladophialophora psammophila CBS 110553, 2511 nucleotides long. RefSeq lists its product as uncharacterized. The transcript has 4 exons. Lineage: Eukaryota; Fungi; Ascomycota; Eurotiomycetes; Chaetothyriales; Herpotrichiellaceae. The record is from RefSeq and is a predicted model, not a curated record. The coding region runs from base 1 to 2511 and encodes 836 amino acids. Gene Ontology annotation, biological process: intracellular signal transduction; cell motility; phosphatidic acid biosynthetic process. Gene Ontology annotation, molecular function: D-type glycerophospholipase activity.